GCAAAGGGUUUACGAUUUUACAUUAGCAGAAAAUCCAAAAGAAGAGAAGAAAGCAUCCCAACACCGCAAUCUGAAUCUUUGUGAUGCAGUGAUUAAUCAAUCAUUGCUCGUCAAUCUUCUCUGUUGAAAUCCUUCAAUGUCAUGCUGUAACGCCUGAAGAUUUCUUCUUUUUCGGUGUUCUCCCGGAGAGAGGAAGAUGCCGAGCGUCGGCGUGAAGCUUUACAGUGUUUUCUUCAAAUUCAUGCUGAAGCAUCGCUUGCAGAACCGGAUUCAGAGCCAGAAUGUGGGCGGACACGACGCUGCCGCGUUUGGAGUCACUUCGCGGCCGGAGGAGGAGUCCAUCGCCGCCGCGAAUCCGGUGUUCACCGACGGAGUCGCCACCAAGGACAUUCACAUUGAUCCGUUAACUUCUCUGUCCAUUCGAGUUUUCCUUCCCCAAACAUGCCUUGAUUCCCCCGAUUCCGAUUCCAGGCUCCAAGCUAAAUCUAAGGUUAGGGCUACUGUGCGGAAGUCCGAUUCGGUUCCCGGAUCCGAUCCGAGUCAGGCAGUUCAUCGCAGGAGCAGCUACGGUUCUCCUGCCACUAACAAUGGAGCGAUUUCUCGAACGGAGAAUGGUGACCAGAGUUUUUUUAAUCACAAUAAUCAUAGGAGAAAUAGCUACGGGUGCACUGCGGAUGAUCUCAGUUUGGCAUCCAAUAACGGGGUUUACAGAGGAUACUCACCUGCCAGCAAAAACUGCCGGAAGUUGCCCGUGAUGCUACAAUUUCAUGGUGGCGGUUUUGUGACCGGGAGCAAGGAUUCGGUGGCGAACGAUAUCUUCUGCAGAAGGAUUGCGAAGCUCUGUGAUGUGAUUGUAUUGGCUGUUGGGUACAGGUUAGCUCCCGAGAAUAGAUUUCCGGCAGCAUUUGAAGAUGGGUUGAAGGUGCUGCAGUGGGUGGCUAAGCAAGCUAAUUUGGCUGAAUGUUGCAAGUCCUCUUUGGGGAGCAAACAAAUUGCAGAUGCCUUUGGAGCAUCAAUGGUGGAACCUUGGGUGGCUGCUCAUGGUGAUCCAUCAAGAUGUGUUCUCCUUGGAGUGAGCUGUGGGGGGAAUAUUGCUGAUUACGUGGCUCGGAAAGCCAUAGAGGCAGGCAAGCGUUUAAACCCGGUGAAGGUGGUGGCACAAGUUCUAAUGUACCCUUUUUUCAUUGGAAGCAUUCCCACUCACUCUGAGAUAAAGCUUGCAAACUCCUACUUCUAUGACAAGGCCACAUGUAUACUCGCAUGGAAAUUAUUACUACCCGAGGAUCAAUUUAGUCUGGACCACCCAGCCUCCAACCCGCUAGUCCUGGGUAAGGGCCCCGCUCUGAAACGGAUGCCACCAACUUUGACAAUAGUGGCGGAGCAUGACUGGAUGAGGGAUAGGGCCAUUGCUUACUCAGAGGAGCUGAGGAAGGUAAAUGUUGACGCACCGGUGUUAGAUUAUAAGGACGCAGUUCAUGAUUUUGCCACACUAGACAUCCUUCUCAAGACCCCUCAAGCUCAAGCCUGUGCCGAGGACAUUGCAAUAUGGGUCAAGAAGCACAUCUCACUUCGAGGUCACGAGUUCUCGUACUGAGCCUAGACUCAGGGACAGACAUAUGGACAAUCAUGGGCCAAACUUCUUAAAACUGCACCAUUUGAACUUUGCAGUCUGCAGUAUAAUGGACCAAGAUGGGACCCCGAGGUUGCCUGGGCCCGAAGCGUGCCGCUUCAGUGUGAUCGCCCCCUCCUGGACCAAGAAUGGAACUACUCUGUAUGUAUUACAUAUUUACGUUACCGUGGAUAUGUUUGUGUCUGUUGAUGCUUUGGGUUAAGUAGAGGACUAGCCCGAGCGAGUGUAGAAAUUAAUAGGGUUUUUUUAUAUAUAUAUUUUUUUAAAAAAACAACAAAUCCCGUACGUUUUCGGUGUUAUGGACACGAUU
Molecule: messenger RNA, 1940 nt
Organism: Cuscuta campestris
Lineage: Eukaryota; Viridiplantae; Streptophyta; Magnoliopsida; Solanales; Convolvulaceae
Source: the annotation of a GenBank genome assembly